AUGACUGCGAUCUCACAGUCCCUGCGUUCAAACUGUGCCCAUCUCCAACAUCACAACAUCUCCUCUACUCGUCUCACCUCCACCUUCCCCUCACUCUUCACCACUAACCAAACCUCCCUCGACCAUUCCCAAAUCCAAACCCCCCAUGACCAUCAAAACCAGACCAAACCCAUCAUCAUCUCCUACGCUCAAACCCGAAAAGACUCCCUCCUCUCCCUCAUCAAAUCAUGCACCCACAAAUCCCAUUUACUCCAAAUCCACGCCCACAUUCUCCAAACCUCUCUCAUUCUCGACUCCUCUAUCUGCUUCCACUUCCUCUCCCUCCUUUCGCUUUCCCCGCCACUCAAAAACUUAACCUACUCCCGCCAUUUCUUAGCCCAAAUCCCCAAACCCAAUGCCAUUCACUACAACACUCUCAUAAGAGCUUACUCCACGAGCGAUUCACCCGAACAGGGUAUUCAUCUCUACCGAGACUUCAGACGGCGAGGGCUUCAUUGCAACUCGCUGUCGUCCUUCUUCGUAAUCCAGUGCUGUGUUAAAAUGCAAUGCUUAUCAGUAGGAAUUCAGGUGCAAACUAGGAUUGUUAGAGAUGGGCAUCAUUCAGAUAGUCGCUUACUCACAGCUCUGAUGAACCUGUACUCGACUUGUGGGGAGUAUCAUGAUGCAUGUAAGGUGUUCGAUGAAAUUCCGCAGAGGGACACUGUUGCUUGGAAUGUGUUGAUUUCUUGCUUUCUGCAUAACAGCCACAGCAGGGACGCUCUGGGUGUGUUUGACGUUAUGCGGAGCGGAAGCUACGGAUGUGAGCCUGAUGAUGUUACUUGUUUACUUACGCUGCAAGCUUGUGCAAACAUGAACGCCUUGGAGUUUGGCGAAAGGGUUCAUAGGUACAUUGAGGAACAUGGUUAUGGUGGCGCUUCUAAUCUGUGUAAUGCUCUUAUUACUAUGUAUUCGCGGUGUGGGUGUUUGGAUAAGGCUUAUGAGGUGUUUAAGGGAAUGCGGGGUAGAAAUGUGGUUUCAUGGAGUGCAAUGAUUUCCGGGCUUGCAGUGAAUGGGUAUGGUAGAGACGCGGUUGAAGCGUUUUGUGAGAUGCAGAGAAUGGGUGUUUUACCUGAUGAACAGACUUUUACUGGUGUGCUUUCUGCUUGCAGUCAUUGUGGGUUGGUUGUUGAAGCAAUGGAUAUUUUUGAGCGCAUGAGUAAAGAGUUUGGAGUAGUGCCUAAUAUCCAUCACUAUGGGUGUAUAGUUGAUCUAUUGGGUCGUGCUGGUCGACUUGAUCAAGCUUAUCAGCUUAUAAUGUCGAUGGAUAUUAAUCCAGAUUCGAAAAUAUGGAGGACCUUACUUGGGGCUUGCAGGAUUCAUAACUAUGAAACCCUUGGGGAACGUGUGGUGGAUCAUUUGAUCGAACUCAAGGCUCAAGAGGCAGGGGACUAUGUUCUGUUGAUGAAUAUUUACUCUACAGCUAAAAACUGGGAGAAGUUAACUGAAUUGAGGAAGUUUAUGAAGGAAAAUGCAAUUCAAACUACACCAGGCUGCAGCACAAUCAUACUGGAUGGAACAGUCCACGAGUUUUUGGUGGAUGAUGUUUCACAUCCAAGGAAGGACGAAAUCUACCGAAUGCUAGAUGAGAUCAAUAGUCAGCUGAAGAUUGCUGGUUAUGUUGCUGAUGUAUCAUCUGAACUUCACAAUUUGGGGGCAGCAGAGAAGGGAUAUGCACUCUCCUAUCACAGCGAGAAACUAGCUAUUGCUUUUGGAGUGCUGGCAACUCCACCUGGCAUGACAAUUAGAGUGGCCAAGAAUCUUCGCACUUGUGUUGAUUGCCACAACUUUGCAAUGAUUCUCUCAGGGGUUUAUAACAGGACGAUAAUUGUUAGAGACCGCAGUCGGUUUCAUCAUUUUCGGGAGGGACGUUGCUCAUGCAAUGGCUAUUGGUAGGAACAUUCAAGAACUACGGCAUGUGAGCAUCACUGUAGAAAUUCAGACAAGUGACACUGUAGAGUAGCAUAGAUGGUAGUGAAAAGCUACAGUGAAAGAUAGAGAUUCAAAAUUUAAGAUUAAUUGGAAGAUAAUGUGGAAGCUAUUGCUAAAAUUCAAAACUGAACACUGCUAAAAUUGCCGAUCGAUUGUACCUUUUUGUAGCCAUUUUUUGGGUCAAAUUGAUACAGUACAGUCGUUUUUGAA
Messenger RNA from Fragaria vesca subsp. vesca, 2178 nucleotides. Its product is annotated as pentatricopeptide repeat-containing protein At3g47530-like. Gene Ontology annotation, molecular function: zinc ion binding; protein binding; RNA binding. NCBI's taxonomy places the organism in Eukaryota, Viridiplantae, Streptophyta, Magnoliopsida, Rosales, Rosaceae. Gene Ontology annotation, biological process: RNA modification. Bases 1 to 1932 code for a protein of 643 amino acids. The transcript has a single exon. The record is from RefSeq and is a predicted model, not a curated record.